AUGCGCCAGUCAACUCGAUAUUAUUUGCUCGUUUUCGCGACUGUGCUCAUACUGGCCGCCCUGGCACUCCUACACAGCGGAGGGACGUCCGUGCGUCUAGCAAAUGCGAGCCUCGAACGGCUGUGUGGGACCGCCGGCUUUAGCGGAGGCGCCUACCUUGAUCAGAAGAAGCCGGCGGUGAACAGCGACGACGAGUCGGUCUCCGAAGGUGAACUUGCAUUUGGUUUGCAUGUUCAGGAACUCGCCAGAACGUGGAAUCAGCAUGAGACCAAAUUCAUCAGGGGGCGACCAGGUUUCAUGAUGUUCCAGAACCUGUAUCUCCACAAUGGGACUUUCUAUGCCAUCACGUCUCUUCCAGAGUCGAUACCCGAGAGUUCGAGGGUUCUGUGCGACCCGCCUGUUCCAAGGGAAAAGUGGGUUGACCACCCUCCAGCAACGGCCCAGCGAUGGCAGGUGCUCACCCCUGCUGAGGCCGAACAAGUCCUUGGCAAGCGCUCAGCUGGAGUUCUGGCUGGUACUACAUUUCUCUUCAACGACGGACCGGGAAAGGAAGGCUUUUUGGGACACUACUUUCACUUUGUAGCCGAAGCAUUCGCUGGUGCGUGGCGGGUAUAUACAUCCUCACCUUUAUCCCUUCUUCGGAAUACCGCUGCCGACAUCGUAUUUCCCUCACGCUUCAUGCUGCCUCGAGGGGACGACUGGAGAGAUGUCCGGGCCAACCUUAACACAUGGUUCCUGAACACGGUCCUCCCCAACACGGCCGUGGAGGAUAUCUAUCAAUGGGAAGACCGCGCCAAGUCGAAUUCGGUGCAUGUAUUUUCCGAGAUCAUCAUUGUCGACCGAUGGACUGCACACCGAGUCCCAGGGAGUGAAGCGCAGGUGUGGAACAAGAUGACCGCCGAUAUCAUGGCCUCCCCGGCGCCUUUCGACUGGUGGUCGCCUCUCCGACACUCGCUGAUGCAAAGGAUCGGCAUCGAAGGAAAUGCGCGGAACAGACCCGUCAUCACCUACAUCGAUCGGCAGGCCACAGGGCGGAAACUCGUCCAAGAAGACCACGACGCCUUUGUCACGGCGCUCGCCAAGUUCGGCGAGGACCACGACGUCGAGAUCAACUCCGUGCAGAUGGAGCACCUCUCCAAGGCGGAGCAAUUCGACAUCGGCACACGGACGGAUAUUAUGGUGGGCGUGCAUGGGAACGGGCUGUCGCACCAGAUGUGGAUGAAAGCGGGUGGGACGGUGCUGGAAUUCUACGAUACAGGCGGUUUUAUGCGGGAUUAUCAACUGCUGGCCGAAGCGAUGCACCACACCCACUACGUUAUCUGGAACGACACCAUCCACGAUAAAUGGCGGGAGAACAAGAAAACAUUGAUGACGAAGAACUUCAACAACGUGCAUUUGCACACGCCAUUCGUGAUCGAGUUGCUAGAUUCUUUGGUCAAACAGAUGAGGGGCUGA
Pleurotus ostreatus (oyster mushroom) is the source of this 1455-nucleotide messenger RNA. RefSeq lists its product as uncharacterized. The transcript has 14 exons. The record is from RefSeq and is a predicted model, not a curated record. Gene Ontology annotation, molecular function: protein O-acetylglucosaminyltransferase activity. Gene Ontology annotation, cellular component: endoplasmic reticulum. Bases 1 to 1455 code for a protein of 484 amino acids. Lineage: Eukaryota; Fungi; Basidiomycota; Agaricomycetes; Agaricales; Pleurotaceae. Gene Ontology annotation, biological process: protein O-linked glycosylation via mannose.